UUCAGCAUGAAACAAUUUUAUCUCUUAUGAAAAGGCAUGAUAGAUAGAACAGUUUUACACUCAACUCUUCACAUCAAUACAAUUUGUGCGUAGAUUGUACGUCAGUUCGCGGUUAGUGUGUGUGAAUGUCAGAGUUUAUAUACAGGUCAUCGCUGCGUCUUCACGACUACCUUAUGUGCUGACCCAGAGUUCGAGACUAGUAAAAUAAUCGUUAUAUAAUAAAGACCCUAUAGCGUGAACUAGGUGAACUGGAAUUUUCUUUAGACCAGAAAGAUGUUAAAUGAAGAUAUCCAGCGAUAUAAUUAUGCACUUCUUUUCUCACUGAAGACAUGAGCUUUGACUGAUACACUAUGGAUGAUGCAUGUACAGAACUUGACAAGCUGGUGGUCAAUUGUGAGUUUGAAAACAAGCAAUAUGUCAAACUGAUAGAACUAGAAAAACAACACAUAGAAAGGUAUCAGCAAGAGAUUGAGUUCAAUUCAAAAGAGACGACAAGAUUGCACACUGCAGUGGCACAGUUGGAAGAUGACAUCAAACAAUGUAACAGACAGUUUACUUUGAAUAAGGCCAAUAUAGAAAGUUUAAAGACAACCAGUCAUGUCCUGUCUGAACAUGCAGCUGCUAUGGCGGCCAAACUUGAGCUUUUGCAAGAGAAAAGGCAGAAACAAAGACUGGACCAUGCCACUCAGAUUGAGCACUAUAAAGAUGUAUGGGAUAGGUACAGGAUGUGUUAUGAGAAAUGCCCUCUGGCUGCAGAACUAAAGAUCCUUGAAUGUGAGAAGAAAGAACUGACCGAGAGAGUAAAAGACAAUCAACUUGAAAUUGCCACUGUGAAAAAACAAGGUGAUCAGCUUGAAGAGAGAAGUAACAUCAGCAAAAUGUCCCUGCAGCAGUUUAUUGUUAAAGUAGCAGAGCUCCAGGUGAAAAGAAUAAUGCUGGGUAAUAGUCUGAACACAUUACAGUGCCAGAAAAAUAGCGAGGAGAAGUCACUGAUGGCUGCUAGCCUUGAGAACAACACACAAAUGCUGACUACAAUGCAGCUAGAGGACUAUGAAGAGCAUAUGGAGAGUGGAGACCAGAUCAGCUCUCCACCAGCAGUCGAGGUGGCAUCACCCAUGAUUACUGUGUUCAGUGAGAGGGAUGAAAGAGAUGACGUUACCUUGGAGGGAAUGGAAUAUGGUGCACAGGACAUAGACAGUUCCCUCCCCUGUCAGGACUUACCUGCUCCUGAAUGGAUUAGCAUGUUUCAGCAGAAAUCAAAUCAGAAACCUCCGCUCACACAGCAUCUUGAGACAACUUCACCAGCUCAAUACCAUGUUAAAGAAACUGACAUGGAUUCUGAGAGCAGUCCAGAAGUCAGUACCUCCAUUCUGGAGAGUUUCCCAGAGCCUGAUGAGCCCAUGGCUUCACGUCCUGAAGAGGCUGUACAGGAGGCUCACAAUGGACCUUAUGUGUCCUACACAAAGAGAAAUGAUGCUGAGGAGAGUGUGAACAUUCAUUUGAGCACUUCCACAAAGAGUACAAACUUGAUGCAGGGCCACAGUUAUCAGCACAGCCAGUCAUCAGCUAUGACUGUUACAGCCACUAUGACAAGUAUGGGGAACAACAAUUCCACUUCUACAGUAAAUGUGCCUCUGUCAGCUCCAGCAGCUACUGCAAGUGGAAGAAGAUUCAAUAUUCCAUCAGCCCCGCAGAUCAGAAUACCCACCAUUCCAUCAGUCCCACAGAUCAGAAUUCCCACCUUGAAUUCAAGAUCUCUUCUAUGUUCUGCACCACAGAACAUCUCACCAUCUGAGUCUCAAAAUGUACCAGGUGUGUUGGUUCCUCAAUAUAUUGGUCAACCUAUUACCCGCCCUCCAUCAGUACAACACCCACAGGUACAAAUACCCAGCAACUCUGCUCAAGCACCAUUUAUGAUGAAAACUCCAGAGAUUCCUAUUUCCCCACAGUUGGCCCACUUUACCCCCAAGGUUACAUCACCUAGUGAACUAACAGGGGCUGUUCAUUCUCAAAAAGAAUCCACCAAACAGAUUCAGUUGUCCUCACAAACCAAACAGAUUCAGUUGUCCUCACAAGAAAAACAACUUCAAAGGCCUGUUACCCCAGCAUUGAGUGUACAAGUGCCAAGGUCUCCAGUGGUGACCCAGAUCCCAAGUUUCCAGUCUCCCAUGGUUACCCAGACCCCAAGAUUGCAGUCUCCCAUGGUUACCCAGACUCCAAGGUUGCAGUCUCCCAUGGUUACCCAGAACCAAAGGUUGCAGUUUCCCAUGGUUACCCAGAACCAAAGGUUACAGUCUCCCAUUGUGACCGAGACCCCAAGGUUGCAGUCUCCCAUGGAGACCCCACGGUUUGUGGUCCCUGCUGUCAGUUUUGGGCCCAGGCCAGCUGUCUCCAGGCUACAGUCUCCUAGACCCCUCACGUUUCAUGUUCCACCAAGGUCUCCCAAGCAACUGAUGGCUGUAUCAGUUGAAGAUCAAAGUCCCCAGCACAUUACAGCUUCUCCAGAACUGAUAUUGAGUUCUCCUUUACAACCAGCAUCCCAGUCCCCAAUUACCACUGAAGACAUGGAAGAAUGCAGCACAUAUUUCUUGCCGAUGACAAAAGAUGGAAGUGCGGAUGUAACAACACUAUCUGAUAGCCCUGAUAGAAGUGAAGCACUCUCUGUGGCAUCAACAACUGGAACCACAAGUCCCUUUGACAUUGAGAAGCACAGGCAGAGAAUGGCAGAGUUAAAAAAAUCUCCUGGACAGCCAACGUUUGUUGCUGACCGCCGCAUGUUUCCAAAUGAGAGUCCUGACCAUAAGCCUGUAGGCGGAGCUGGUGACCAUGGUAACAUGGAUGAAGGCAACAAGAGCAGCCUUACUGGCAUGGAUGGGGUGAUGCAAAUUGGCAUGGAUGGGGUGAUGCAAAUUGGCAUGGAUGGGGUGAUGCAAAUGUUUGCCUCCGGCGACCAUGGGCAUCAGAGUUCAGAUGAGAAAAAAGAUUAUACUCCAACAACCCCAUCCUUGUUUAACUUCUCUGACAAGGAGACUACAAGUGAGGAUUCGCCCAACGUAGAUAGGUACCUUGAAAUGUUUGGCUUUGGCUCCAAUGAUGAAACUGGUAUUGUGAAUGGCUUCAACCUCAGCCUGGACAACAAUUAUGAAUCUGAUGUCAAUAGUACCAACAAGUCUCUGUUUAACAUGAAUUUUGGAAAUGAAGCAAGUACAGAGAAAGGUUCAGCUUUCAACUUCGAUUUCGGAUUUGGUACAAGCACAGAUGCAGUGGAGGGCAACAGUGAGCCAGUGUUUAAGAUCAAUUUUGGGGAAACCAGUCCAGGUAUCGGGAACCAGAAGGAUGCAGAUCCAACUGGCAAUUACCUGGCCAUGAUGUUUGGUAAUGAGCCUGAAGGAGAUACUUCUCAGGAGCCGGCACAGGAAUUCAAAAUUAAUUUCAAGCUGGUGUAAAUAGGCUUGACUUGGUUAACAAAGAUGGACUUCAUUAUGGUAACAAAUAGGUAUAUGUAUAAUUUUAAGUUGAAUGUUAGUCUAGUUUUUGCUUUUUUGUUAUCUUCGAUGAUGAUUUGUUGUGAAGUUUAAUACUACAAAUGGAAUUUAAUGAAGUGGCUGCGUAUCUACAAGACAGGCAGUAUUUUGCCUUUGGUGUUUAGUGUGAUCAGAUUUGAAUGACUUACGUUGUCGUGAAUAUAUUGUAAGGAACAGAAUAUAAGACUGUGUAACAUGGUCUGUUAAUGGUGAUUGCAUACUGAUCUCUACAUCUAAAUGACUCUAUUAGCCGCAGAUGGUUUAUAUAAAUCAAGCUGUCUCCUCAUUAUGGCAAAUACAUAAUUAGACCUGAAUUGAGAUGAUGCCAAGUCUUACAAUAGCAAUUUAUUUUAUGUGAUAAUGUCUAUACAUGUUUACGUCCUGUUUAACAUUUUAAUUCAUCAACGAUUUGUUUUUUGUUAAUAUUUUUAUAUUAUCAAAUGCUUUAAUGUUGAAUUAUAACUUAAGUUUAACUGUUGUUUGCAAUAGAAAGAGGUAAUAUACAUGUUUCAACUAACAUAAUUGCAGUUGAUUUCUGUGAUAAACAUUUAUGUUGUUCGUGUUAUUUCAUAUUCGUGUAUUGUUCAUUUCAGUUACACAAAGUUAAUUUUAGUGACGAUGUUGAACUUAAUAUUCCGCAAUUCGUUGUUUAACCAUUGAUCUCAUGAUAUGGGUAACACAUGAAAUGAGGGCUUCUAGUUUUAAAUCGAAAUGUUUCAUUUGAAGUGCAAGCCCCGGAUGGUCAACGUGGAGCUAUGCACACGAAGAACACAACAAAAAUAUGUUACUAAUUCAUAUUUAAGUAAAAAAUUUACUCUGAUUUUUCAUAUGAUAGCAAAUAAACAUGAAAACAUGAUCGUGUAAUUGAAGAAUGACGUAAUAAGAGAUGACAAGGUAGGCCGCUUGUCUUGUAAGAAUGACGUAAUAAGAGAUGACAAGGUAGGCCGCUUGUCUUGUAAGAAUGACGUAAUAAGAGAUGACAAGGUAGGCCGCUUGUCUUGUAAGAAUAAAGAGAUGACAAGGUAGGCCGCUUGUCUUGUAAGAAUAUUCUUUAUUAUCAAUCCUAACAAUAUGUCGAUGAAAACGAACCAGUAAAGAAAGCAUUGAUAUUUGGUUAAACAGUCAGUCUUUCGUCAUGAAAUGAAAGUAUACGAUUUAUUAUGAUUUUUUAUUUAUAGAUACGGUUUUGUUGAUGUUUUAAAUGUCUGUUUUGAUUUAUUUUUGUUCAGUGUUCAAUAAAACGCUUUAACGCAAAAUUUGA
This is a messenger RNA of Dreissena polymorpha, 4785 nucleotides long. RefSeq names its product fibrous sheath CABYR-binding protein-like. Lineage: Eukaryota; Metazoa; Mollusca; Bivalvia; Myida; Dreissenidae. The record is from RefSeq and is a predicted model, not a curated record. The transcript has 22 exons. The coding region runs from base 351 to 3446 and encodes 1031 amino acids.